Molecule: messenger RNA, 1144 nt
Organism: Papilio machaon (common yellow swallowtail)
Lineage: Eukaryota; Metazoa; Arthropoda; Insecta; Lepidoptera; Papilionidae
Product: protein Abitram
Exons: 1
Coding region: 1-534 (177 amino acids)
Cellular component (GO): nucleus
Source: RefSeq, a predicted model, not a curated record
AUGGAAUAUGACAUACUGCAGUCGAUUAACUUAGAAGAUUUAUCCCACUUCAAAUCCUUUACAGACCGUUAUUUUAGCAAAAGAUAUGUACUCAACGUUAAUGGAAUUGAAAACAAUGAUAUAAUGCUUAUGUUCCACUCAAAUAGAAUAACACUUUUAAGUCUUGCACCAAGUCAUUUCUUCUUCAAGAAAACCGAUCAAUACAAAAUUAAUUUCAAUAUUGGCAACAUUGAUAGAUUAACAAACACAGUAAAGGGUAAAGGAAAGAAAGGUGGACAAAUGUUAACUCCAAAUUCUGUUAUUUGUAAAAUUGAAUAUGAUGAUGGGACAACUUUUGACAUACCUUGUUGCAUGAAAGGCACACUUAUUGAAGUUAAUAAAGAAUUAGCAAAAAACCCUGAACUAUUAAGAGAACAGCCAGAUUCUAGUGGUUUUAUUGCAAUUAUGUUGUCAAGUAUUGCGAUAUCCGAUUCAACAAAAAGUGAGCUUUUAAAUCAUGAAGAGUAUGUUAAAACUUUUAAUGGUUGUUAUUAGUAAGUAGAAAAUAGAUUGUUAAAUAAAUAGCCAUAAAUAUUUUGUAUUUAAUUUGUUUUCUUUUAUCACCAAUGAAGGGACACAGAAAAAUAGCUAUUCGAUAGGUUAAUGUUAACACACACCUUUUGUGUAUGCAAAUAAAUCUACAGUUUUGUUUAUGACAUUGUGAUUGAACUAAGAGUUUGUAACAUUACUCACCUUAUUGUUACCAAACCACUGUACUAGCAAAUUUAUUAAAUGACAAUAUGAAAUUAAAUGGAUGUUAGUACAGACCAAGUUUGUCAGAGUUUUCAGAGAUACAGUGUAAACUCUUUGUAACAUUAUCCUUUAUAACAAAUUCCCUGUAACAUUGAAGUGAGCCCAACUUGGUUGGUUUGCGUUAAAACCUACAUAUUGAAACACUCUAUAGCGAUAUGCCAUUCUCUAUUAUGAAGAAAUGUGUUCAUAUUUGUAGACAGUAAAUAUUUAUUAUCGGUAUUAUUGUUUAUGUUAUGUUAUCUUGUUAAUUUGGUUGUUUUUUUGUUCACUCCAUAUAACGAUAACUCUCUAUAACGACAAAAAAAUGCUCAGUCCCAUGAGUUACGUUACAAAGAGUUGAAUUUAAAUUUAC